AUGGUACAGAAUCAACUUUUUGAUACAUCAAGUAUAGCCAUUAGUGAUGGCUCAAGAACUCCGUCAACGACAAUUAUGGUAAAUAAUCUAAUGAACACAAACGUAACUGCCCAAGACUCAUUAUAUCAUAUCUGUGUCACUGUGAAAAGAAGACUGGAGUCAUUAUCUCAAUUAAAACCUUAUCUAAAUUUAGCAUAUUCAUCAAGUGAACUUUUAUGUGAAAGACAAUCAUUAUUACUAUCGCAAAAACAACAGCAACAGAAGGAAUUAGGUCAUCAGAGUUUAAAUUCGACAUUCGGCAAUAAUACACUAAAUCAAAGAGAUAGCCAUAAUGAGAUUAGUCUUUCUAAUGGUGGUAGAAGUAGUACAAUCUCAAGUUCAAGCAUGAAAGAUGACACUUCACUAGAUGGGGUCACAUACGCAGCCUCCUCUGGUUUAUCUUCAGUACAAUCAACGUCUAAUCCAAAUUCAGGUCAUAAUGGUAACAUAGAAGAUACAUUACUAACAUUCAGUAUGGGUAUUUUACCAAUUACAGAGAACUGUGAUCCAGUUACACAAUUAUCGCAAUUGUUUCAACAAGGUUCUCCACUUUGUAUUAUUUUCAAUUCUGUCCAAAACCAAGUCAAAUUACCAGUCGUCUCUUCAGAUGAUUUAAAAAUUUGUAAAAAAUCCAUAUAUGAUUUUAUUUUGGGUUGUAAACAGCAUCUAGCUUUUAUUGAUGAGGAAUUAUUUACAAUUUCAGACGUUUUUGGAAAUUCAACGAGUCAAUUAAUGAAAGUUUUAGAUGUAGUAAUUACUUUAAUGGAUUCUGCACCUGAUGUAUUCCCAUCGACUAUUAGUGUACUAAAUGAUGAAGCAAAUUUUAUUAACGAAUCACAAAAUUCAAUCAAAAAAUUCGAAUCGUACAGUAAAAUUAUGAAAGAAUUUGUAGCCACUGAAAGAAAAUACGUUUUUGAUCUAGAAAUCUUAGAAAAAUACAGACAACAAUUGUUAGAGAGCAAUUUGAUUACUUCAGAGGAAUUAUAUAUGUUAUUUCCAAAUUUAUCAGAAGCAAUUGACUUUCAAAGAAGAUUUUUAGUCUCUCUGGAAAUAAACGCAAAGGUUGAUCCAUCAAAACAAAGAGUCGGUGCUCUAUUCAUGCAUUCCAAGUAUUUUUUUAAAUUAUAUGAACCUUGGUCCAUAGGUCAAAAUGCAGCAAUUGAUUUCCUAUCGAAUAAUUUGGAGCGACUCCAAGAUACAGAUUUCGUCAUUAAGAAUAAGCUGGAAUUACAAUCUUUCUUAUAUAAACCAGUCCAAAGGUUAUGUAGGUAUCCAUUGUUACUUAAAGAGUUGCUACAAAGUUCAAAUUUAAGUAAUAAUCCUAAGGAGCUUGAAAUGGCUUUGGAUAUAGCAAAGAGUAUAGCCAGAAGUAUUAAUGAUAAUCAGAGACGAACAGAAAAUCAUGAAGUUGUAAAAAAAUUAUACAAUAGAGUUGUGAAUUGGAAAGGUUAUAGAAUUGCAAAAUUUGGCGAAUUACUAUACUACGAUAAAAUUUUUAUUUCUACUAGCAAUUCCUCGGAAUCAGAAAAGGAAUUUGAAGUUUAUCUAUUUGAAAAAAUUAUUAUUCUAUUCUCUGAGGUUACCCAAAAGAAAUCUUCAUCAUUGUCAUUAAAGAAAAAGCCAACAACUUCAUCUUUAUCCUUAAGUUUAACUUCUUCCCAUUCAAGCUCGGCAAACCAAAAUAAUGAUGGUGUGAAUGAACCAAAGUUAGAUUUAAGAGGAAGAAUUCUAAUCAUGAACUUAAAUAAAAUCAAUCCUCAAGGAACACAUACUUUAAAUAUUACUUGGGAAUCUCCAAAAGAACAAGGUAAUUUCAUAUUGAAAUUUAAAAAUGAGGAAACAAGGGAUAAUUGGUCUUCAUGUUUACAGUCAUUGGUUCGUAAUAUAAGAAGUGAGUCAUUUAGAAGCACAAGUAGCACGGGUGAUAGAUCAUCGUUAACUUCACCAAUUCAACAUAAACAAGCACACAACAGUAUGGCAUCAAUUAAUAGUUCGCAUGUGAAGCGUAUUUCUGACAUGCAACAAAAGAAUCGUACAUCAUCAUUUGGCAACGAAUAUAGAUCUAUAUCAGAGAAUUAUAAAAGUUCGAUUCCAGAUUCUUCAUUACUAAUCCGCAUUGCUUUUAAUUCUGAUUUUUAUACAAUUUUGAUAGAGCUUGAUGCUUCUAUCGAUGAAUUAUUGCAGACAAUUAAGAAAAAGAUAAGUCAUUCAGGCACGGUUACAAAGAUUAAAUAUCAAGACGAAGACGGUGAUUAUGUUAUCUUAGAGUCCGAAGAUGAUUGGAUUGUAGCAAAGGAUAUGUUGAAGGAAAAUAAUGAUCAAAUUUUGAAUGUUUGGGCCUAUGCUUAA
Vanderwaltozyma polyspora DSM 70294 is the source of this 2388-nucleotide messenger RNA. It is a transcript of the gene CDC24, whose product is annotated as Rho family guanine nucleotide exchange factor CDC24. Bases 1 to 2388 code for a protein of 795 amino acids. Gene Ontology annotation, molecular function: guanyl-nucleotide exchange factor activity; protein binding. Gene Ontology annotation, biological process: septin ring organization; establishment of cell polarity; intracellular signal transduction. Gene Ontology annotation, cellular component: nucleus; division septum; cytoplasm. NCBI's taxonomy places the organism in Eukaryota, Fungi, Ascomycota, Saccharomycetes, Saccharomycetales, Saccharomycetaceae. The transcript has a single exon. The record is from RefSeq and is a predicted model, not a curated record.